Molecule: messenger RNA, 555 nt
Organism: Candida albicans SC5314
Lineage: Eukaryota; Fungi; Ascomycota; Pichiomycetes; Serinales; Debaryomycetaceae
Exons: 1
Coding region: 1-555 (184 amino acids)
Biological process (GO): positive regulation of DNA-templated transcription
Cellular component (GO): nucleus
Molecular function (GO): chromatin DNA binding; transcription coactivator activity
Source: RefSeq, a predicted model, not a curated record
AUGUCUAUUUCCGGUGCUGUAUUAAAACCUGAUUUUUUGAAAAUAAUACAAUCUCAAUCAAAUGAACUCCCAUUUGAAGUCAGUUCUGACGGGUUAGAAGUUUUAAAAUAUAAAUCCAAAACAUCAAGACAAUCAUUAGAGAUAACAUCAUCAUCAACCACAAAUCCUAAUCCUAAUGAGAGAAAAGUGUCGAUUCAAGCACAAGAUGGCUUCAUAUAUCUAACAACAAAAAGAUUAGUAUUUAUAACUGCUACUCAAGGAGAUAUUCAAUCAUUUGUAAUUGAUUUGAAUUUAGCACCUUUAUUACAAUUAUCACAUAAAGUACAAGCACCUUGGAUUGGAUCAAAUUAUUGGGAAUUCAUGUUUCGUAGUUCUUCACAAGAUGGUAUUGCCACUGAUGGACUACCGAAAAAUCAAUAUUUUGUGGGCAAAUUAAGAUUUCAUGAUGGUGGUUUAUUUGAAUUUUGUGAGAUUUUGAAUAAAACCCUUAAUGAUGCUGUUAAUAAUAGAGAUAUCGAUGAUACUCUACCUUCUUACAAUGAAGCUCAACAAUGA